AUGACUGAUGUUUUUCAGUUGAAUACAGAAGAACAGUCACCUAAUUCCAUUCCAAAUUUUUCUUCUGAGCAAUUACAACAGAUAGCAAAAGCCUUAUCUGUAAUCAAGCAUCGCCCUUCUGGUAAUUCUGACAAUCACAUCAAUGUUGCAGCUUCACAAACUUUGACAUUAGCUCCUUCCACUCCUAUUGUACCACUUCAUGAUCCAUCCUACUCAAACAUCCAUCCUCCACCUUCUAUUCCUUCACCUUCUAUCCCUUCACCUACUACUUCAUCGUCUCCUCCACCUUCUCCAGAUUCGCCCACUACUUCUAAUCCUAUCCCACCUGAUACAUCAGCUCCACUCCGACGUUCUACUCCGAAACUUACUACACUUCGUUGCCUACUCACUGUUCCUGCUGCUAAAAAAUGGUUCACCCAUCAGUUGGAUGUUCAAAAUGCCUUUCUCCAUGGUAAUCUAGACGAGAAAGUCUAUAUGUCUUUACCACCCGGUCUUUGCCGACAGGGGGAGAAUACA
This is a messenger RNA of Cucurbita maxima (winter squash), 516 nucleotides long. Its product is annotated as chitin-binding lectin 1-like. The record is from RefSeq and is a predicted model, not a curated record. The transcript has 3 exons. Lineage: Eukaryota; Viridiplantae; Streptophyta; Magnoliopsida; Cucurbitales; Cucurbitaceae. The annotation marks the transcript as partial.